This is a messenger RNA of Drosophila montana, 3635 nucleotides long. It is a transcript of the gene Fim, whose product is annotated as plastin-2 Fim. Bases 694 to 2613 code for a protein of 639 amino acids. The record is from RefSeq and is a predicted model, not a curated record. Gene Ontology annotation, cellular component: cytoplasm; actin filament; actin filament bundle. The transcript has 5 exons. NCBI's taxonomy places the organism in Eukaryota, Metazoa, Arthropoda, Insecta, Diptera, Drosophilidae. Gene Ontology annotation, biological process: actin filament bundle assembly; actin filament network formation. Gene Ontology annotation, molecular function: calcium ion binding; actin filament binding.
GUGUGCCCUGCCAGCAAUCCAUAAGUUGUCGAGUUAUUGUUAUUGAUUAUCAAAUAACAAAGUGUACGCAAACAGAAGCCGGCAAAAACCGCCGAAGUCGAAAAAGAAGCAUAUAAGCUGAGCUUAGAGCAACGUGUAAAUACAAGUGGAGAGUGAGACCAGAUUUUGUAGGUUCAUAUUUUGUUAAGUGCAAAAAUCGUGCAUCGUGUGCCAAAACAUACAUAGAAAGAAAGAGGCGAAAAGCAAGCAAUAACAAAAUUGAGAAAAUAGCUAAAUAGCAAUUAUCCAGCGCAGUAGCGUAAAAGAAUUAACAACAAUAACAGCCAUAAAUAAAAGCCGCAGCCGCCGCCAACGCCACCCAAAAGAAAGUGUCACUGUUGGCCCCCCUCCCACCCAAGCCCAGCUCCAACAAGCAAACAAACCCACCACCAACACAGCAUAACAGACGGCAGCGACGCGACACAACGCGACGCGACGCAGCAAGCGCAGUUUUUCGCACAACAAAAACAAUAAGAGAGCGGCAAAACGGCGACAGCGACGGAGGCAGCGACUGUAGCAAUAAAGUGAAAUUAACGUUAUAAUUUAUUUAAAUAAUAGCCAAUAUAACAAUUAAGAAAACACAACAGCAACAAGAACAACAGCAACCAGCAGCACCACCAACAACAACAACAACACAAGAGCAAUAAUAACAAAAUGGCAACACUAAACAAAUUUACAAAAACUUUAUCCAAUGAUGAAAAGGCCGAGAUAAAAGAGAAAUUCACAGAGCUGGACGCGAACAAGGAUGGUUUCAUUGAUCUGCACGAGCUGAAGGAUGCACUCAACCAGGUGGGCUUCAAGCUGGCCGGCUACCAGGUGCGCGAAAUGAUUGACGAGUUCAAAAGCAAACAGCGCACAGCGCAUCAGGGCAAGCUGAACCUGGAUGAGUUUGAGACACUGUGCCUGGACCUGAAGUCCAAGGAUGUGGCCAGCACAUUCAAGACGGUCGUAUCGAAGAAGGAGAACCUGGAGACAUUAGGCGGCAUGUCCAGCAUAUCGUCGGAGGGCACCACGCAUUCGGUGCGGCUCGAGGAGCAGCUGGCCUUCUCCGACUGGAUCAAUUCGAAUCUGGGCCACGACAAGGACCUGCAGCAUCUGCUGCCCAUUGAUGCCGAGGGCAAGCGUCUAUAUCAAUCGAUCAAGGACGGCAUCUUGCUGUGCAAGAUCAUCAAUCACUCCUGCCCCGAUACCAUCGAUGAGCGCGCCAUCAACAAGAAGAGCCUGACCGUCUAUCGCGAAUUCGAGAAUCUGACGCUGGCGCUCGUCUCCUCGCAGGCGAUUGGCUGCAACAUUGUCAACAUUGAUGCCCACGAUCUGGCCAAGGGCAAGCCGCAUUUGGUGCUCGGCCUGCUCUGGCAGAUCAUUCGCAUCGGCCUGUUCAGUCACAUUACCCUGGACAGCUGUCCCGGCCUGGCUGGCCUGCUCUUUGACAACGAGCGGCUGGAGGAUCUGAUGAAAAUGUCACCGGAGGCCAUAUUGUUGCGCUGGGUUAACCAUCAUCUGGAACGUGCCGGCAUCUCGAGACGCUGCACCAACUUCCAGUCGGACAUUGUCGACUCGGAGAUCUACUCGCAUCUGCUUAAGCAAAUAGCCGGCAACGAGGCCGACGUCAAUCUGGAUGCACUGCGCGAAUCCGAUCUGCAGCAGCGCGCCGAAAUUAUGCUGCAGCAGGCGGCCAAGUUGAAUUGCCGCAGUUUCCUCACGCCACAGGACGUCGUCAACGGUGUCUACAAGCUGAACUUGGCCUUUGUGGCCAAUCUGUUCAACAACCAUCCCGGCCUGGACAAGCCCGAACAGAUCGAGGGUCUCGAGUCCAUCGAGGAAACGCGCGAGGAGAAGACCUAUCGCAACUGGAUGAACUCCAUGGGCGUGGCGCCGCACGUCAAUUGGCUGUACUCGGAUUUGGCCGAUGGCUUGGUCAUCUUUCAGCUGUUCGAUGUCAUCAAGCCGGGCAUUGUGAACUGGAGUCGCGUCCACAAACGCUUCACGCCGCUGCGCAAGUUCAUGGAGAAGCUGGAGAAUUGCAAUUAUGCCGUUGAUCUGGGCAAGCAAUUGAAGUUCUCGCUGGUCGGCAUUGCUGGCCAGGAUCUGAACGAUGGCAAUGCCACGCUCACACUCGCUCUGAUCUGGCAACUGAUGCGCGCCUACACAUUGUCCAUAUUGUCCCGGCUGGCCAACUCGGGCAAUCCGAUCAUUGAGAAGGAGAUUGUCCAGUGGGUGAACACACGCCUCUCCGAUGCCGGCAAGCAGUCGCAUUUGAGGAACUUUAACGAUCCGGCGAUUGCCGAUGGCAAGAUCGUAAUUGAUCUGAUCGAUGCCAUCAAGGAGGGCAGCAUCAACUACGAGCUGGUCCGCACCAGCGGCACACAGGAGGACAACCUGGCCAAUGCCAAGUAUGCCAUCUCCAUGGCGCGCAAGAUUGGCGCCCGUGUCUAUGCCCUGCCCGAGGACAUAACCGAGGUCAAGCCCAAGAUGGUGAUGACCGUCUUUGCCUGCAUGAUGGCCCUCGACUAUGUACCCAACAUGGACAGUGUCGACCAGAACAAUCACAACAACACAAACAACAGCAAUUGAAGUGCAGCAGCAACGACGACGACGACAGCAACUACUCAAUUAUACUUAAACAAAAGGAGUAACAAUUAUAUAAAAACAACAACAACAACAAAAUAUUGUAUACAAUACGUACGCCCAUGCAUACACGUGCAUGUGUAUUUGCUAAUUAACUGCAACUAACUUUUAAAUACGUGGCGCAACACAACGACAACAAACAACAAACAACAACAACAAACAACAGCUGCGCCCCGCAAAUUGUUCUUGUAAACGUUCUUUUAGAAUUUUUUUUUUUAUUAUUAUUGUAUUAUUUUUUGCUAUUGUAAUUAAGCGUAAAAAAGUUAAAAACAAAACACAAAAAAAAAACCACACACACAACACCUUUUGUGUUGCCUGUGCUCAUUAUAACCAAUUUUUUUUUUUUGUAAACAAAAAUUUAUUGUUUAAUUAUAUAAAGUGAAAACCUUAUUUUAUAAAUAAAGGUUUGGCCCUUUUCUGCUUUAGUUGUAUCUGUUUUUAGCCGAGAGUUGAACGUGCAAGAAAUUUUGUAACAAAUUUAAUAACAGAAACUAAAUACUUUGUAAUAUAUAUUUAUAAACAAUAUAUGCGUCAAUAUACACAUAAAACAAUACUAUAUACAAAAGGAAUAUAUAUAUAUACAUAUAUAUAUAAAUCUAAAUAUAUUAUCUAUUUUUGCAUAAAGAGUUGCCUGAUAAAGAAAAGGGACAAAGAUGUAAGCGAAUGCGGCAACCUUUUUUUUCUAAUUGUAAGCAAACUUUUUAAAAGCCCAUUUUGUUUACGUUUUAUUUUUUUAAUUUAAAUAUUUUCUUUUGUGUGUGUGUGUGUGUGUGUGUGUUUCGUAUUAGAGCGGGAUAGCGACACAGGCAUGGCUUAGAAAGAGCUAGCAAAUAAUAUGCCUGUUGUUUUUCUUAGUGCAAUGCAAUGAGGCGACUUGUAUGAAAUUGGACAUAAAUAAAAGUAAUAUCAUGCGCAUUACGAAACUAAAGUAAUAAAGUAUAUAAUAAAAACAACAACAAAACAAGAAA